Molecule: messenger RNA, 570 nt
Organism: Daktulosphaira vitifoliae (grape phylloxera)
Lineage: Eukaryota; Metazoa; Arthropoda; Insecta; Hemiptera; Phylloxeridae
Exons: 4
Coding region: 79-426 (115 amino acids)
Source: RefSeq, a predicted model, not a curated record
UUAAAUUCAUAUAAUAGUUAUCAUCGGUUUUGAUUUAUUUUUAAUUAAUUCAAAAUUAAAUCAAUAGAAAUAAUAAAAAUGCAUUUAAACAUUUUAAUUGGAAUAUACUUAGUAUGUAAUUUUACUUUUAUUUUAUGCAGUGACAGUCAUAACAAUAGUCUAACAUCUUGUUUUUGGAAAUUAGAAUCUAAAAAGGUUACUGAGAAAGAAGAAGAGGAAAUCAUUGAUAUAUCACCCGAAGAAUAUAAACGUUUCAAUGAAAUGAUGGAUCUAAUAAAAAAAGAUCAAAAUUACGGUUUUGGAAACUUUCAGAGCAAUCCAAUUGAGUCGCAAAAUCUUAAAAUAAAUCACUCCGAAUUUAAGUGUAAUCAAAAGGAAGAGACCGAGGAAUAUGAAAAUGUCCCCGAUUUUUUAAGCUACUGCUAAUAUUCAAGUUCUCUAAAUCAGUUUUGACUGUUUAUUUAUGUGUUAAUUUUUAUCAUUGAUAUUUAAGAAUAAUUUUAUAAAAAUUAUUUAAAUAAAAUAAAGCUGUUACCUUAUUAUUUGGUAUUUAUAAUUUAUUAAUUUUAA